UGCUGCCGUUUUUCCUCUGGGCUGCGGUGCGGUGGGAGCGGGCUCCCUGCAGUGGGAUGGGGCGGGGGGGCUUUUCCCCCCGGUGCUGCGGUCCUUACGGGCCCCGUCCCCGCAGCAGGCUCCGGGCGAGCCGCAGGGCUGGGCCCGGCUGUUCUGCGUGCUGCGCGGCACCAACCUGCUCUGCUACCGGCGCGCGCAGGAGGCGGAGGGCGGCGUGCAGCCCGCGCUCACCAUCGCCAUCAACAAGGAGACGCGGAUCCGCGCCACGGAGCAGGAGGCGCGGGGCAAACUGCACAGCAUGUCGGUCACCAACCGCUACGGGGCCGAGGAGGUGACCCACACGCUGCUGGCCGAGAGCCGCGCCGAGACGCAGCGCUGGAUGGAGGCCUUCUGGCAGCACUUCUACGACAUGAGUCAGUGGAAGCAGUGCUGUGACGAGCUGAUGCGCAUCGAGGUGCCGCCGCCGCGCCGCCCGCCCGCCCCGCUGCCGCGCCAGGGAUCGUUGUACCACGAGAUGGCGCUGCCCGGCCCCGCCGUGCCCUCCUCCUGCGAGGGGCUCCUGCUGCAGGAUAACGCCGUCUCGGCGGAGAUCCGCGCUCUGCUCUCCUCCUAUUACAGCGACAGCUAUUGACCCGUCCGACGACAUCGAGGCGGUGACGGACAUCCUGACGCGGCGCGCGGCGGCGCUGGACCGGGGGGGCCGGGGCUGCCCCCCGUGGCUCU
Messenger RNA from Numida meleagris (helmeted guineafowl), 723 nucleotides. RefSeq names its product rhotekin-like. Bases 299 to 631 code for a protein of 110 amino acids. The transcript is spliced from 5 exons. The record is from RefSeq and is a predicted model, not a curated record. Gene Ontology annotation, cellular component: actomyosin contractile ring. Gene Ontology annotation, biological process: mitotic cytokinesis; septin ring organization; actomyosin contractile ring assembly. Lineage: Eukaryota; Metazoa; Chordata; Aves; Galliformes; Numididae.